Messenger RNA from Phytophthora infestans T30-4, 3612 nucleotides. RefSeq names its product methionine synthase. The record is from RefSeq and is a predicted model, not a curated record. NCBI's taxonomy places the organism in Eukaryota, Oomycota, Peronosporomycetes, Peronosporales, Peronosporaceae. Gene Ontology annotation, molecular function: cobalamin binding; zinc ion binding; methionine synthase activity. The transcript has 3 exons. The coding region runs from base 1 to 3612 and encodes 1203 amino acids. Gene Ontology annotation, biological process: pteridine-containing compound metabolic process.
AUGAGGAGCAACGUGACCGCCGAGGAGGUGGCCAUGCUGCAGCGGCCGUUCGUGCGCGGUGAGACCGACAUCUUUGCGUACCUGACGGCACUCAUGAAGCAGCGCACACUCAUCUUCGACGGCGGUAUGGGCACGAUGAUCCAGGUGCACAAAUUCACUGAGGAGGAUUUCCGUUCCGAGCGGUUUAAGGACUCGCCAUGCCUCGUCAAGGGCAACAACGACUUGCUGUCCAUCACGCAGCCGCAUAUUAUCAAGGAAAUCCACAAGCAAUACAUGCAGAUCGGCCGGGCGCAGCUCAUUGGCACCAAUACGUUCUCAGGCACCACAAUCGCCCAGGCCGACUACCAAAUGGAACACUUGGUCUAUGAGCUUAACUACGAGUCGGCCAAGCUGGCCAGAGAGGCGGCCGAUGAGGUUACACAGCUGGACCCUCUCCUUCCGCGCUUCGUGGCCGGGUCGAUUGGCCCAACAAACAGAACAUUGUCCAUUUCUCCUAAUGUGGAGGACCCGGGCUUCCGUAACGUGACGUUUGACGAGCUGGUAGAUGCGUACUAUACUCAGGUUGAAGGCCUUGUGGACGGUGGCAGUGACGUGCUUCUGGUUGAGACCAUCUUCGACACCUUGAACGCCAAGGCGGCCGUAUUCGCCAUCAACAAGUACCAGGAAGCCACCGGCCGCAAGCUGCCACUGUUUAUCUCCGGUACAAUUGUAGACAUGAGUGGCCGCACACUGUCUGGCCAAACGACCGAAGCCUUUUACGUCAGUUUGCGCCACUCAAAGCCCUUCUGUAUCGGUUUAAACUGCGCACUGGGCGCCAAUCAGAUGAAGCCGUUCCUUCAGCGUCUGGCCAAUGUGGCCGAGUGCUUUGUGUCGGUCUACGCCAACGCCGGGCUGCCUAACGCUAUGGGCGGAUACGAUGACACUCCGGCCAUGAUGGCCGAGUACUGCGAAGAGUUCUCCAAGGACCGUUUGGUUAAUAUGAUGGGCGGAUGUUGCGGCACAACUCCACAGCACAUUCAGGCCAUCGCAAAGAUGACGACUAAGUACGAUCCACGACCCUUACCGGAGUUGAAAGAGCCGUUCAUGUGGCUUUCAGGUCUUGAGGACAUGGUUGUAACUAAGGAGCGGUUCAGCUUUUUGAACGUCGGCGAACGAUGCAACAUCUCCGGCUCGAUACGCUUCAAACGUCUCAUCAUGAAGAGCGACUACGGAACGGCCAUGGAUGUGGCCCGACAGCAAGUAGAGGAUGGCGCUAUGGUCAUCGAUGUGAACGUAGAUGAUGGUAUGCUCGACGGUGUGGCGGCCAUGGAGAGAUUCCUGAAGAUUGCGGUAACCGAACCCGAUGUGUCCAAGGUUCCGUUCAUGAUUGAUUCGUCCAAGUUCCACAUUGUCGAGGCCGGACUUAAGUGCGUCCAGGGCAAGUGUAUCGUCAACAGUAUCUCGCUCAAGGUCGGCAAGGAGCUUUUCAUGGAGCACGCACGUAUCGUCAAGAACCAUGGAGCCGCAGUGGUGGUCAUGGCCUUCGACGAGGAAGGACAGGCUGCCACAGAAGCCGAGAAGGUGCGCAUUUGCAAGCGCUCGUAUGAUAUCCUUGUGAACGAGGUGGGCUUCCCGCCCGAGGAUAUCAUCUUUGAUCCGAAUAUUCUGACGGUGGCCACGGGUAUGGAGGAGCACAACAACUACGGUGUGGACUUUAUCAACGCGUGUCGAAUCAUCAAGGAGCAGAAUCCGUACUGCGGGGCCGUGGCGGCCGCCGGCAACAAGCAGGAAUGGCGUAGCAAACCGAUCGGUGAGAGACUUACGUAUUCCCUGGUCAAGGGAAUCUCCGAGUUUAUCGACCAGGAUGUCGAGGAAAUGCGUAAGGUUGCUGACAAACCGCUGGAUGUGAUCGAAGGCCCCCUUAUGGAUGGUAUGAACGUUGUGGGCGAGCUCUUUGGAUCAGGCAAGAUGUUCUUGCCGCAAGUGAUCAAGUCCGCUCGCGUGAUGAAGAAAGCUGUGGCCUAUUUGCUUCCGUUCAUGGAGGAGGAGAAAAACAAACGUCGUCUGGCCAACGCGGCUAACGGUAUCGCCAACGAAGAGGAGGACGAAGACUCUCAGUAUGCUGGCAAAGUACUGAUUGCCACGGUGAAGGGAGACGUCCACGAUAUCGGCAAGAACAUUGUGGGUGUGGUGCUCGGCUGCAACAACUACAAGAUCAUCGAUCUGGGCGUCAUGGUCCCGUGUGAGAAUAUCUUGGCGGCGGCUAAAGAGUACAAUGUCGAUGUGAUUGGCUUGUCAGGUCUGAUUACUCCGUCGCUGGAUGAAAUGGUCCACGUGGCUCGUGAGAUGAGCAAGGCUGGUCUGAAUAUUCCUCUUAUUGUUGGAGGCGCCACUACGUCCAAGAUGCACGCGGCCGUCAAGAUCGCCCCGCACUAUUCGACUCCUGAACACCCAGUGAUGCACGUACUGGACGCUUCUCGUAGUGUGGUUGUGGUGGGCAAUUUGCUUCGUCAAGACGAGGAACGCGACGAGUUUGUAGAAGAAGUUAUGGAGGAAUACGAGGAGAUGCAAGAGGACUACUACGCGUCUCUAGAUGACAUCAAACUGGUUGGGUUCCAGGACGCAAAGACCAAGAGCUAUCAGAUCGACUACACAGCUAGCCCCCCUUUCCAGAAGAUUAACCGUGUGGGUCUCCAUGUCAUCGAGGACUUGCCACUGGAAGAGCUGGUGCCUAUUAUCGACUGGAACCCUUUCUUCCAGACGUGGGAGCUGCGUGGCCGAUACCCAAACCGUGGCUACCCGAAGAUCUUCGACGAUGAGGCAGUUGGAGCUGAGGCUCGCAAGGUCUUUGAUGAAGCACAGAAGUUGCUGCAAGAGAUCAUGGACAAGAAGUUGCUUCGUGUUCGUGGUGUCUCUGGGAUUUUCCCUGCGUACCGUGACGGUGACGAUGUGGUCGUGUGCGACCCGAAGAACACGGACCAGGACAUCUCCAAGUUCUGUAUGCUACGUCAACAGGCGGAGAAGGAGACCAGCGACCCGUACAUGUCGUUGGCCGACUUCAUUGCACCCAAGGGCGUGGGCCAGGACUAUAUCGGUGGCUUUGCUGUCGGUGUGUUUGGUGUGGAGGAGAUGGCGGCCAAGUUUGAAGCGGAUCAUGAUGAUUUCAACAAGAUUAUGUCCCAGGCUAUUGGCGAUCGUCUGGCCGAAGCCUUUGCCGAGUAUAUUCAUCGCGAGAUGCGCGUGAAGGACUGGGGAUAUGCGGCCGACGAGGUCUUGGACAAGGAAGAUCUCUUGAAGGUGAAAUACGACGGUAUCCGUCCGGCUCCUGGCUAUCCGUCGCAGCCUGAUCACACGGAGAAGCGUGCGUUGUGGGACCUGCUAAAGGCCGACGAGCUGAUCGAUCUGAACCUCACGGACAGCUACAUGAUGCUGCCUGGAUCGGCCGUCAGCGCGCUGUGCUUUGCACACCCAGACUCGCAGUACUUUGCAGUGGGCAAGAUCGGCAAGGACCAGGUUGUGGAGUAUGCGAAGCGCAAGGGUCAGACACUGGAGGAGACGGAACGCUGGCUGGCGCCGAUCCUCGGCUACGACCGCUCGGCGCGACCGGCCUUGGAGGGCGACACUCAGGGCUAA